AAUUAUACUGUUUAAAUCAUGUCCCUUGAACUUUCAUCCAUGUUAAAUUUUUUUUCCUAAAAUUAAAUAAAAGUCUUUAAAUCUAACAAUCUUAAUAGUUCAUUGGGAAUUUUUAACGACAAAAAAAAUUUAGGGAACAUAAUUUAGUACAUGUCAAAAGUUCGGGGGAAAAAAUUACUAAUGAGCCCUUUGAGAAAUAUUAGUAAGUAAUAAGAGGUUCUUCCAAAUAGCAAUCCUCUUAUUAAAUUUGCAGUUCUUCUCUCUUAGUAUGAGACACUCUCACUCUCAUCAAGCUCAAGUUCAAAGAACUUAGCUGAAACCCUAAAACAGAACAUACAUUUCUUGAGGAGGAAACCCAAUCCCUCAAUCUCAUUCUCAAUCCUGCAAUUCAAUGAAUGUUUAAUCUUCAUUUCGGUUAAACAACCACACAGAUUUAGGAAUUAAUCUAUCUACCUUUACUUCUUCCAAUUCAUCUAAAGAUUAAGUUUUUUUUUUUCUUUCUUUUCUUUGUUGUCACAGUAUAGGAGCAUGAAAAGGACUAAACGUACAUCAUCAUCAUCAAUGGUGGUUGGUGAGGAUGACAUAAUUUCGAAACUUCCUGAUGCAUUGAUCAUUCACAUUCUAUCAUUUCUCCCAACUGAAGAUGCGGUUCGGACAUCCCUUCUUUCCAAGCGUUGGAGACCCAUCUGGUAUUCAGUUCCCACACUCUUUUUCUCCAAAAAUACUAAAUGGAAACAGGGUAAUGAAGAUAAGUUGUUCGAAUUUUAUAACAAUUGUUUGAAAUACCGCAAAAAUGUUAAGCAUCUUAUUGUUAAUUCAGACAUAACUAGUUUUAAGCUUGACAUAGAUGGUUACUAUCAAACAAGUAAGGCUGGUUUUGUAGAUAAAUGGUUAGGUUUUGCAGUUGAGAAUAAGGUUAAGGAAAUUUGUUUAUCCAUAGGUCAGGAGGAUCUUGAUGAUGAUGAUGAUGAUGUCAUUGAUUACAGUGAGAUAUGCUACUGCUUACCUAAAAUACUAGGCAAUGCAAGAUAUUUGACUAUUUUGGAGUUGAAUGGGGUGUUUUUGGAUACUUCUUAUUCAUUUAGUUUUCCAUCUUUGAAAACUUUAUCAAUGGAGGAUGUUUAUCAUUUACCUACUGCAAAGGAAGAUGGGGUAGUGAAAUUUUUGUUGGGUUGCCCUUCUCUUGAGAGAUUAUGGUUACAUGAUUAUAAAUUCUUAGGUAUUGAUAGUCAUCAUCGAUUACAAAGUUUAAGCCUCAAGUUCAUGGAAAUUGUAUUUGAAAGCUUUAUGAAUGAUGCACAAAUUCAAGUUGAAGCCAUGAAUCUCGAAUCUUUGGUUGUGGAAUGUAAUAUCUUUGACAUGAUAGAUUUCUCUUCUUGCAAGAAAAUUAGAAAUUUAUCAUUAAUUGACGUUUACAUUGGAAACGAAUACUUGUCAUCGUUUGAAGCUCUUAUUUCUAAUAUCCCUCUAAUUGAGAAUUUGGUUUUGAGCAAAUGCGAUUUACUACAGUCGGAGCACCUUACAAUCUCGAGUCUGCACUUGAAAAGUUUUCAUAUUAAGAAUUGUGAUUACUCGGAUGAUGGUGAUGAGAUGAAGGUUGUUACAAUUGAACAUGCUUCCAAAUUAGCAUACAUUUGUUAUGAAGGAAAUCUCAAUUUUACCAUAUUAAUGGAGCCAUCUAAUUUGUUAAAUGGAAAAAUUAUAAUUCACAAGAGACUGGAAGACUAUGGCGCAAAAUGGUUUAUCGAUAUGCUGACUUUUCUUGUGAAUCUCAGUUGCUAUUGGAAUAGUGUGACAUUGGAGGUAGCAAAUUGUAAGUCUCUCAUUUGGCCGAAAAACUUGAAGAACCUAAACCUAUGUCGUUACCCCUUGCUUAACUGGAAGCAUCUCAGAGUUAUUACCGAUUGCAAGCCUGAGGAAGAGUCAGACUUGAAGGAAGAUUUGAUGUGGAUUUCACCUUCUUUAGAAACAUUAUCUAUUAACGAAAAGGUCAUAUUUUAGUUGCUUUACAAUAUUAGAAGACUGCAUUUUAUCAGCUUUCUUUGCUAAAUAGUACUUCAGUUCAGUCCUUUUCUAAGAUUUUGCACUAAAGAAUCUGACUACUUUGCUUAAGAAAGAUAUCAAACUUUUCUUAUAUAUUCUUGUGAGCUAGCUCUAGCCGAUAUUGUUCGAUUUAUUAAUGUUGAAGAUUUAUUUUUAUACA
Cannabis sativa is the source of this 2203-nucleotide messenger RNA. Its product is annotated as F-box/FBD/LRR-repeat protein At3g26920-like. The transcript has 2 exons. The coding region runs from base 529 to 2001 and encodes 490 amino acids. Lineage: Eukaryota; Viridiplantae; Streptophyta; Magnoliopsida; Rosales; Cannabaceae. The record is from RefSeq and is a predicted model, not a curated record. Gene Ontology annotation, molecular function: protein binding.